UAGACACCGACGGUCAUUCUCUGGUCAUUCAGCAGAAACAACGAAGAGUAGGAAGCAGGUUCAUCAUCGUAAUUUUCGCCAUUUUGAAUCUUUCCCAGUGGAUUUUAAUUAUAAAUUUGUCGAAUUCUACGAGGCAAUACAUUUGACUGGCAUCUGUUCACACUGGUUGCCACAUUAAACUCUUCAAGAUGGACAGUAGCAAAGGAAGUGAUGAAGUGGCACCUAACCAGUGUCGGAAUGGCUGUGGUUUCUAUGGUAGUGCAGCUACAGAAGGAAUGUGUUCUAAAUGUUACAAAGACCAUCAGAGGAAAAAGCAAAACUCACCAGUCCAACCCUUGGGCCAUCAGACGCAUCAAGCUACCAAUUUAUCGUUUCAAGGUUUCCACGGCAAGGAAAAUGAAGCAGCCUCAUCUAGUCUGAUCCGCUCCAGCAACACAGACACUAAUUCCUUACUCACCACCACCCUUACAAACACAACGGCUCUCACCACUACAGCCAGCAAUGCCAAUGAGAGAGUUCAAGCCCCAGAAAUAGAAGGAGCUACGGCAAAAAGUCCUACAGAUGAAGGGGAACUACCAUCAUGUCCAUCACCCAGCACCUCAUCAGAUUCCCCCAGUGGGUCUGAUAGUCCAGACAAAGGCAAAAAGAAAAGGAACAGAUGUGCAACUUGCCGUAAGAAAGUUGGCCUUACAGGUUUUGAAUGUCGAUGUGGGGGCCUCUUUUGCAGUAUACAUCGCUACUCAGACAAACAUGAUUGUCAGUUUGAUUACCGGUUGCACGGCCAGGAGGAAAUAAGGAAAAACAAUCCAGUCAUUGUGGGUGAAAAAAUCCAGAAACUGUAAUUUGUGCAGAUAUAUGUAAAUUAUAGAUAACAUAGUAUAUCCCUUCCGCUGCGCACAUGACGCAGCAUUUUGAUAGAUCAAAGCGUGUAUCGUUGCAGGGAACACAUUUUCCUCUUAGUCAUUUUAUCAUCUAUGUCAUCAUUAUUCUCAGCACAAAUCUUCAUCUGUAGUUGGAAAAAAUCUUUUGACAGUGUUAAGCUGAGUGUCUACCUUGCUGCAAUGUAAUGAUUUGAGUAGCUGUUCUUAUCUGUUAGAUUAGAGUUCAUGUACAGAAAAAGAUGUGAUCACUUAUCAGUUUGUGAAAUGCUUGGGUAAUAGGCUCUAAUGCACCUGUUGUCAAAUUUCAAGCAGAUCGUAGUGUUCUUGAACAUUUAUUGAAUCGAUCAAAAACAACCCAUUGUUGCAAAAAUUUUGGGGCUCACUGAUUGGAAUUUCUGUUAGUAUUCCUACCACGCAGUGUAAGAAACUUUCAUUGAAAGGUUGAUUCAUUGUCCAUAACGUUCAUAACAUUCAGAUAGGUGUAGAUAAACAGUACCAUGAUUCUGCUGUCACUUGCAGUCACUUAUUGUCCUUCACUGUUUUUCGGGCGGGUAUUGAUCAUUUAUUCAGUGUUUUUGACAGCAAAUGUAAAAAAUGAAUGUUGCCCCUUACCAACAUACAUGUGAGCUUUUCUUUCUUUUGCAUAUUUUGUUUUUAUAAUUGGUUAAGCUCAACCAAAUUUGAGAAUGUGCAUAUUUACGCAAUGUACAAUGUAUCAUAACCUUUUCAUCACAGGUUAUUGACAAGACGAGUGCAUGUACAUUUCACGCCUUUAUUGCCCAAGCAUUUUACACCUGCUGUGAUAUUUGUACCUCUACUAAUUUUGUCUGUAUUAUUUCUCCAGACUUGCUGAUUUCUUGACUUCAAGUCAGAGUUUGUUACAACAUUUAAGGAAUUGUUUAAAUGUGUGGCUAAGCCAUAGAUCAGUUCAUGUUUAUAAAAUGCAAAUUUGAAACGGCUAGCAAUUCAUUUGAAAGAUUGCAGGUUAAGUGAAAAAAGAAUGCUUGAUGGACAUACAUGUAAAGUUGGUUACACUUCAAGAAUUUUGUCAUGUUCCCAUAAAAGGUGGACAAAGAACUAGAAAAUUAUGUGGCUUAGCAUUCAUUAUUUAAACAAUGUAUUCAGGAUAUGCUAUCAGCAGGUUAUAUUGUCUGUCACAAUAACUUGGGCUGUUAAUUAGUAUUUUUUCAACAAAAAAGCAAACCAUUUUUUUCCUGGGAUUAUUCUGUUGUAUUUACGUACCAGUAAUUAUUUGCAGCAUGUUCUUUGCAUAACAAGUAUUCCUCUACCACCGGUGUUCCAAGAUUUAUGAGAGACUGUUCCCCCUUCUUUGUGCAACCAUUGAAUCACAUACCCUGUACAUGUAACUCAGUGUAGCAUUGAAAUUUAUAUCUUCAGCAUGAUAUGCAAUGAUUGGUUAUUUAAACCUGUUUAUUUCUUGGCAUUUUAUAAACAGUCGGAUGGUACUCAUAGUUGGGUUUAGAAAUGCUUAAAAUUAUUAGGAUCUUCAUUUUCGUCACUGAUGUGCAGCUUAAAGGUGGGAGAGAUAGACACUGUUACCAUCUCAACUGCCAAAAUGAAGACCUUGUUUGUAAUGACUGAGAUAGAUUCAGUAUUGUACAGCUUACUUUACAUACACUGUGAGGCUUAGUGUCUCAGUUUGAAUUACAAGAAAUUUGCUAUUGGUCUAGUGCAGUGUUUCAUUAUGGCAGAUGCAUGGGGACUACUCAUGAAAAUGAUUUGAACGAAAGUUACAUUGGAUGAUACAUGUCCAUUGCAGUGACAACACAGCUAUUGAAUGCGUUAGAUUGAAGGAUGUUAUUAGAUGUCUCUCAAUGCACAUGCUUCGGGUUUAAUUAUGUAAUAUGCAUUCUCAUGUAUCUCUUGAAAUGUGACAGGUAUGGUUGGGUUGGAGUACUACUGUCCCACAGAAUGUUGUCACAACCUUCAAACUGCUUUGAACUGUCCCUUUUGAGUAUAGUUCAGGAUGUUCCUUUUACCUGUUUUAAACCUUCAGAUUUUGUUCAGGCCAUACUGCCUUAAUAGCUUGAGCUUUGUAAUGUUCUUUCAGAUUAAGCAGACCUUACAAGUGUGCAGUGAGACAUGAAGCUUAUUGCAUGGUUUUUGUAGUGAGUGUUCACACUACAGUGUAUGUAAUAAUAAGGAUAUACAUGUAAUGGAUUGAAGAUAAUGAGCACAGAUGCCCACAAUAGUGGUUCACACUGAUUAAGGAAUAGUCUCCAAAGCUUGUCAAACAGGUUUAUGGUUUCCCUGAUACAUUCAUGUUCCCCCAGCCACAAUUUCCUGGACCAACCAAUGCUUACAUUUAGAAGCUGCUAUGGGCAAGCUGUACAGUACAUUAGGAAUAGAAAAUCUUGGAAUCUUGGGCUGCAUCCAAGAUGAAAUUCCAGAGCAACAUGUAUUGCCAUGUUUGUUGUUGAAACAAAGCCACUCAUUUGUAAUUUGCUGAACUUAGACCUACCUCUAGACUCAAGGAUUGGAUGUGACCUAAUGCUCAAAUCAGACUUAAGACUUGAUGAUGCUCAGAGUUGUAAGAAGUAUCCUUAUUUCUUCACCCCCAAUCAACCCUUCAGGCAGUACUUUUACAUGUACGUGUAUAUUAAAGUGUUUCAUACUUGAGAUUUUAAUUUUAACCUCAUUUGAGUGCAUGCGAUUGUGGUAUGUAAUGGAUCAAAGUUAAAUUUACAGAAAAGAAAGUAACAGUUGUAUGAUAUUAUGCUAAUCUAGAAUCAUGCUAAUACACAAUUAAUAUCAGAAAGCCUAGCUGUUUAAUAUUGAUUUUUCUUCUUUUUGUUUUGGCCAUAGCAAACUUAAGUGGAGCUGAAUACAUGUACACUGUACAUGUAUGUUCAAUGGUCAAAAUGAAAUUCAAGGGUGAACUUUUCACUUUCUGUAUUGGUUAUGGUAUGAUACGUCCCAAAACUUUAAACAGAGUUUAACAUCAGAUCCAUGUGACACUGUGAAGUUACAUCGAAGCUCUAAUUCUGUGUACAUCUACAUGUAAUAGCAUCACGUUAAUUACUUCUACUAAAUGUCCACGAACAUGUUAUGUUACCUGUAUUAUCAUGGGAAAGAAAUUUUUAAAACUUGCCUGAAUUGUGCUGCCAUGUACCUGUAUACUUUGACCUAAAGCCUUUGCAAAGUGUUCCUGCUUCCCAUUUUGUGAAACAAGUAUAUGAAAUAUUUGUUACACUUAUCUUUCUUUCCACAUCCACUUAUAUUCCAGUGGUUGAAUAAUUUAAAUUUACAUUUCCUGGUUGACAAACAAAAUACUUAUUCCAGUGUAGCUUGCAUGGAGAUCAAAUGUUUUGACUUGUUCUGGCUUUGUUUGGUGUGUUGUUAAUAAAGUAGUGUUGACUAAUAAACCAAGUGAGUAUAAGUUCAAGAAAUAAUUACAGCUACUGGAAUAAUCAGAUUAAAUCCAUUCUGUCCAAAUGUAUCAGUAGAAGUGUUUCAGACUAGAAAUACUCAUAAAAAUGAUGCACAAAGUCAUUUCCCUGACAGUCAAGCUUGGCAUUUGUUUCUUAUUUACUCCAAGUAAAUGGUAAUGUCCUGAGUGCAUAGUGCUUCCAAGUUGAAUGUGACCAUAAGAAUAAAUGUCCUGUCUGUCCAUUUCCCAUCCUCCUUUAUUAGUCUUAUUGUUUUCAGUUUGUAUACAAUGCUGUAGCAAUAUACUAAACACUUGAAUGCACUCCUGAAUAGUAGGAGUAAGAGACACCCAAAAGACAUUUUAGGUAUUCUUUUGUUCUCACUUAACAGAUUACACUUGAUAAGAAUUGUCAACUUUUAUCACACAGCUUAAUUACAACUGUGGUCAUUUCUCUGUUCAUGCUGGUGAUUCUGGAAUUGUGUAGAAUUACAGAAACCUGCCUAUAGGUCUUAGAAUUUAUAAGUAAAUGAAAAUUGUGGUCAUUGGACAAAGGACUCCAAUUACUAAUUAAAACAGAACCGUUAGCAUAUGUGAUUGCAAACCAGAUGUCAUUUAAAACAGUUGCAUGACAAAGUGUCAGCUUAUUUCCAGGAAUUAUCAAUGUUACAUUGAAAGCAUUCUGUUGAUUCUAAGCAUUCUUAAUGUGUGUAGACUCUUUAUAGCAUCAGAAUUUUGUUUGAAUUAUACAGCAACAAAAACUUCAAACCAGUGGAGAAUUGUACUACAUGCACUCUGUAUGCCUAAAUAAAAACAGAUAGGUGGUUUUUCAUACUUUGUGCAGUUAAGAAUCAUUUACAUAAAGCAGUAUGUCAGUAAUUGUCUUCAGAUUACUUUUGCUUGUAAGUUGUAUUUCCCAGAAACCUCAACUCAGUUGUGUGAAGUGAAGAAAGCUGUACAAUUUAACCAAAAAACUGAAUUGCUACAGGGAAAGGGACUAAUUUGUUCUAUUUUGUGUGUAAUUGCUUUUACUGCUGUUCCCAGUUUAAUGAUAUAACUCACAACACAUGGUAGAUUACGCAGUGGAGAGUUGGUGCACUAUUUAAUUUGUUUGAUUUUUUAAAACAUUUAUGUAACCAAAAAUGUGAAAAUGGUAAGCAUUAUUUUGUUUUUUCUUUUUUGGUUAUCUGUAUGUUCAAUGCAUUAUGUCGGGCUUUAAGUAAAUCUUAAUGAAUUAAAUAAUGUCUUUAACCAAGUUAAUUGCUUUGA
Molecule: messenger RNA, 5538 nt
Organism: Acanthaster planci (crown-of-thorns starfish)
Lineage: Eukaryota; Metazoa; Echinodermata; Asteroidea; Valvatida; Acanthasteridae
Product: AN1-type zinc finger protein 6-like
Molecular function (GO): DNA binding; zinc ion binding
Source: RefSeq, a predicted model, not a curated record